Molecule: messenger RNA, 1905 nt
Organism: Geodia barretti
Lineage: Eukaryota; Metazoa; Porifera; Demospongiae; Tetractinellida; Geodiidae
Source: the annotation of a GenBank genome assembly
CUCUUCCCUCUCUCCCUUUCCCUUUCCCUUUCCUCCCCCUUCCUUCUCUCACCCCUCCCCCCUCUCCUCCUCUCCUCCCUCCUCCCCCUCUCCUCCUUCUCCCCCUUCCCACCUCCCCAGGCUCUGCUGCAGGCGGUCAACAAUGCCAGUGGCAGGGAGGACAUCAUUGAGCCUGCGGUGUGUGCACUGAGACACAUCACCAGCCGUCACCCGAGUGCCGACAUGGCCCAGAACACUGUGCGACAGGUUGGGGGAAUCCCCGUCAUUUCGGCCUUCCUUCACCAGCAGUGCCGCUGGCCUCUCCUCAAGGGCCUGGUAGGUCUGAUCCGUAACCUGGCCCUCUGUCCAGAGAACCACUUCCACCUGAGACAGCAGGCCGUCAUCCCCAAGCUCUGGAACAUUCUGACACGGGCCUACACCAACUCCAGCAAACGCGGGGUCCCCGGAGGUCCACAGGGACUCAUUGAUGGUGUGUACAUGGACGAGGUGGUGGAGGUGAGUGUGGGAGCUCUCCACCUCCUGGCCAGGUCUCCCGAGAACAGACACACCAUGAGGAAACUCAACACCGUCAAACUAUUUGUCCAGCUUCUCUAUUCCAGCAAUGAGAAUGUGACGCGUGUGGCAGCAGGGGUCCUCUGUGAGCUGGCCCAGGACAUUGAGGGGGCAGCUCUCAUUGAGCAGGAGAAUGCCUCGGCCCCGCUCAGGGAGCUUCUCAACUCCAGGAAUGAGGCUGUCGCGGCGUACUCGGCAGCGGUGUUGUUUUGUCUCUCAGAGGAGGCCAACCAUCCUCACCCCUCCACCAUCUCUCACCUCCCACAUCCCAACAUGCCAAUGGACCCCCAAGCUGCGUUCCUGGGUGCAGAGGAUGGGAUGAGCCACGGGCCCAUGAUUUCACACAUCUCCCACAACUACUUCUCUGCCCCUGGAUCCAACUCCAACACGGGGUACAACACCCCACACCACCCCGUGGCCCAGUCGGGGUACAACACUCCACACGGAGCACUGGGAUACUCUCACCCUAGCACAGGCUACAACACUCCCCACAGUGGUAUCGCCUCGGGGGUCAUGACCCCUGCCGACCUUGACCUCCCUCUCGACCUCGAGGCUUUUGACGACUUCCCGGGUGGGAGUGGCUUCCAGGAACUGCCUCCUAUGGGUUCCUCCCAGCCUCCCCCCGUCACUGCCAUUCCUCCCACCAUCACCACGUCACAGCAGCCCCAGCAGCACACCCAUCACUAUCCUCCCCAGCCUCCCAUCCAGCCACAGCAGAUGGUCAACCUACAGCAAGGCUAUGGCUCCAACCAGAGCUACAACCCUCCCUCUCCUGCUGUCAUGGACACCUCAGCUCCCGGUGGACCCUGGUUCGACCCUGACGUCUGAGACAAACGUACACAAGAAUAAUAUUUUUGAACUGUCGUAAUAAUAUUGUGUCACCAGCAGAUACAUAAUUUCCACGGGGUUCACAUGCCUCAUAACUCCUCAGAGACUAUCAUGUUGUAUGCCUAAAUGAGCAACACUCUUCUACACUGUGUCCAUUGUCGAUUAUUGGUUUUGCAACUGCUCCGUUUCAUGCACACGUACGUUGUAUGUGUGUGUGAUGUGAACUACAGUAUUGCACAUUCCUGUGUGUAAGUGCAUGUGUGUAGGUGGUGAGUCGUUGAUGCUGUGUAUGCGGUGUGAACACACAGUCAUGUACAUGAACUGUUUCAACCCCGACAUCUGAGAAAAAAACUCGAAGAAAAUAUUUGUGCAAUGUUGUGUUGCCAGCGGAUACACAAUUUAUACGGAGUUCAAAUGCCUCAAAGCUCUAUAUUAUAUAAUUAUACUGAGUUCAAAUGCGUCAAAGCUCAUGCGCAUGCGCAUUAAUGUAAAUUCCUUUCCAACAUGCAUUUUUAACCCUCGGUG